AUGUCUUACGUAGAUGAUAGUGACACAUAUGAAGAGGAGAUCGAUGAUAUGCCUGAGGACAUUGACAGCGAAUUCGAGACAGUGGAAGACUACGACCCGUUGGAAACUUCGUUAAUGAUGGGGGCCCAUUUUCAACAACUUGUAAACAUUUACGAAAGUUCGUCGUCCGCAUUUCCCCCAUUAAGAAGAAUCCCCUACCAAGAAUCCACCUACUCAGGUAAAUUCUACGUGGUGGACUCCGGAUAUGCACACAUUUUGGGUUUCAUGACACAAUAUCGUGGUGAAAGAUAUCAUCUUCCGGAGUGGUUGGGGUCUAACCAAUUGUCUGGCAAUGCUCGUGAGUUGUUUAACAGACGACAUGCCACUGUCCGUAAUGUUAUCGAAAGCAGCUUUUGUUUGCUAAAAGGGAAGUUUCUAAUGAUAAAGGGGUUGAUGCCAAACUACAAAGUUCACUCCCAAACCGACAUAGUAAUAGCAUGUUGUGUCCUACACAAUUUUAUACGGAUGCAUGAACCGCUCGGAAACAUGCCACCUGAAUUCAGCAACCCAAAAUACGUACAACGACAUGAUCCAACUGAUCGGACUUUCCCUUUUAUGUCGAGUAAUAACUCCAACGUCGGCGCUGGUGAGCACUGUGUGUUGCAUGACACGAUAGCCCAAGCGCUAUGGGCGAACCGAAGAUAA
Molecule: messenger RNA, 684 nt
Organism: Striga hermonthica
Lineage: Eukaryota; Viridiplantae; Streptophyta; Magnoliopsida; Lamiales; Orobanchaceae
Source: the annotation of a GenBank genome assembly